Messenger RNA from Momordica charantia (bitter melon), 1343 nucleotides. Lineage: Eukaryota; Viridiplantae; Streptophyta; Magnoliopsida; Cucurbitales; Cucurbitaceae. The record is from RefSeq and is a predicted model, not a curated record.
CAUUGGGUCAGAUGGAAAACAAUGUUCUGGCAUCGGUACAUGCUACUGUUUUUAAGGAAUCAGAGAAUCUUGAAGGGAGAAGCAUCAAARUUGAGGGAUACGACUUCAAUCAAGGAGUCAAUUACUCCAAGCUUCUAAGGUCCAUGGUCUCCUCUGGAUUUCAAGCCUCCAAUUUAGGAGAUGCCAUAGAAGUUGUCAAUCAAAUGUUAGAUUGGAGGCUUGCCGAUGAGGAUAUAACAGAAGAUUGCUCUGAGGAGGAGAGGGAUCCAAUCUAUAGGGAGUCUACGAGGUGCAAAGUGUUUCUUGGUUUUACAUCUAAUCUUAUUUCUUCUGGUGUUAGAGACAYAGUUCGCUAUCUUGUUGAACAUCAUAUGGUAGAUGUGAUUGUCRCUACUACUGGUGGUAUUGAAGAAGAUCUGAUAAAAUGCCUUGCUCCCACUUAUAAAGGUGAUUUUUCUCUACCUGGAGCCCUUCUUCGGUCAAAAGGGUUGAAUCGCAUUGGUAAUUUAUUGGUCCCUAAUGAUAAUUAUUGCAAAUUCGAGGAUUGGAUUAUUCCAAUUUUGGAUCARAUGUUGAAGGAACAACUUGAAGAGAAUGUAAUUUGGACACCAUCCAAGUUAAUCCAACGCUUGGGAAGAGAAAUAAAUGACAAGAGUUCGUAUCUUUAUUGGGCCUAUAAGAACAAUAUUCCGGUCUUCUGUCCUGGAUUAACAGAUGGCUCAUUGGGGGAUAUGCUGUACUUCCACUCUUAUCGUAAUCCCGGGUUGAUUAUUGAUGUAGUUCAAGAUAUUAGGGCCAUAAAUGGUGAAGCUGUCCAUGCAAGUCCAAGGAAGACUGGAAUGAUAAUUCUUGGUGGGGGUCUCCCAAAGCAUCAUAUUUGCAAUGCCAAUAUGAUGCGCAACGGUGCAGAUUAUGCUGUCUUCAUCAAUACUGCUCAAGAGUUUGAUGGAAGUGACUCUGGAGCCCGUCCCGAUGAGGCUGUCUCUUGGGGCAAAAUACGAGGUUCGGCCAAGACUGUUAAGGUACAUUGUGAUGCCACGAUCGCUUUCCCGUUGCUCGUUGCAGAAUCAUUUGCCUCAAGGAGAGUGAAGGAAAAGGACGUUACUGCCAAAGUCUCGGGACGCUGAUCCAUGUAACGGUAUGAAUUUUAAAUCUUUGAUCCUUAAAUUGGCUUGUGCUGUCCAGUGAACUCUGUGAGCUUAAAUUAAAUUACAAUAAAAUUACCUCAUUGAAACUCAGGGGAGGUUUUAGUCCAGAAAUACCUCCUCUGUGGUAUUGCUCUCUUUAUGUAAUGGAGAACUGUUUCAUUAUUGAUCAAAAGAAUAAAUUUGGGUUCUACAUUA